AUGGUCUUGGCUGAAAGAAAUAAUGAUGUUCGAAAUGGCAAGCGUUCGAGAGGACCAAGCCCGAAUGGCCAUGGUAGCCCUGAUUCAAGCUCCGAGGACGAGAAUGUAGUGCCAUUUGCAGCUGAAAAAAUAAGGGUUGGUCGAGACUAUCAGGCUGUGUGUCCAGAGUUGGAACCUCUGGAGCAAAGAAGACCUGAUCAGAUUUCGGAUAGAGCUCUUUUAGUUUGGUCACCUACAUGCGAUAUAUCUGAUACCAAAUUGGAUGAGUAUAUAACAACAGCUAAAGAAAAAUAUGGAUAUAAUGGUGAACAAGCUCUUGGAAUGUUGUUCUGGCACAAACAUGAUCUCAAUAGGGCUUCAAUGGACCUUGCAAACUUUACACCUUUUCCUGAUGAAUGGACAGUGGAAGAUAAAGUGUUAUUUGAACAGGCUUUCCAGUUUCAUGGCAAGAGCUUUCACAGAAUAAGGCAAAUGUUGCCAGAUAAAUCAAUUGCAUCAUUAGUGAAGUAUUACUACUCAUGGAAAAAGACAAGAGCUCGUACAUCAUUGAUGGAUGUUGUAAGUGAGGGCCGUAAUGCUGCUGGAUCAGGCAGCGGCAAACGGGACUCCGGCGCUGGCUCAGAACCUGGUGGUUCAGAUAAAGAUUCCGACAAUGAUGAAAAGAAGUGGACAUUACACCGUGGUGUAGUUCGUGGUGGGAAUGUUGGGAUCUCGCGCGCCGGUGUAGAGGGUGACGGAGGCGAUGGGGGCAAGUGGUGCACCGUGUGCGGCAUUCUGUGCUCCCAGACAACGCCGCAUAACUCGCACAAGUUGUGUCAGGCAUGCCUCGUGCACGCCAGACGGACGGGCAGUAUGCGACCUCUGUGCGGGCCUUCUGGGAGGCGAGGCGCGGGCAAACAGCAGCGUUACAAGCACCGCCUGCCGCGUGGCAUUUACAUCAACCACGACGAUCUGGUUGCCAUGGCGACGGGGCCGCAACCCGGCGACCGCAACCACAACCACAACCAGAACCAGGGCGAGGCUGUCCUCAGAGCUAUGGACAGAGAGAUUAUAUCGCUGAAGAGACAAGUACAACAAAACAAGCAGCAAUUAAGUGCGUUGAAGCGUAAAGUUGGUGAUACGGGAGUUGAGGAAUUAAGACCUGGCGAACCACCGGCAAAGAUAAACUCUAGAUGGACUAAUGAUGAACUACUAAUGGCAGUUACGGCUGUUAGGAAGUAUGGCAAGGAUUUCCAAGCGAUUGCUGAAACGCUCGGAACAAAGACGGAAUCCCACAUCCGUACAUUUUUCAUUUCUUACCGUCGCCGAUACAACUUGGAUGCCGUGCUAAGAGAACAUGAGGCAGACAGACAAAAUGAAAAUCAUAUACAACCAGGCACAACAAGCACAGAGUCAAAUGAAAAUGAUGUUGACAAUAGUAACGCCAACAAUGGAACUGGAUCACCACAGACUAACGCUAAGGAUGAAAAGACAGAGGUAGAUAGUGAGGGAGUAGCAAUCGGUGCGUCAGCUGAACAAGGAGGGCCGCCCACCACGCCACCGAAACACAAGCAUGCUAAGUGA
Messenger RNA from Danaus chrysippus (African queen), 1563 nucleotides. The record is from the annotation of a GenBank genome assembly. NCBI's taxonomy places the organism in Eukaryota, Metazoa, Arthropoda, Insecta, Lepidoptera, Nymphalidae.